Mycena indigotica is the source of this 2667-nucleotide messenger RNA. Its product is annotated as 4-coumarate--CoA ligase-like 7. NCBI's taxonomy places the organism in Eukaryota, Fungi, Basidiomycota, Agaricomycetes, Agaricales, Mycenaceae. The record is from RefSeq and is a predicted model, not a curated record. The transcript has 13 exons. Gene Ontology annotation, biological process: secondary metabolic process. Gene Ontology annotation, molecular function: CoA-ligase activity; protein binding. Bases 25 to 2667 code for a protein of 880 amino acids.
CUUGUCAACAACUUCCACCGCGUCAUGGCCGAAGCUAACACUUCUGCGACCAAACGAAAACGCGUCGAUUCAAAUGCGCCACUACCUCCGCGGCCGCUUUGGCUUCCUUAUGGUGACAUCAUUCUCAAGGUCGAGGGGGUUGAUUUUCGCGUCAAUCGCGACGUGCUUGCGAAACAUUCAACCGUCUUCGCCGAUAUGUUCUCCGUGCCUCAGCCUACGAACCCCCCGUCAAUGGACAAUGUUCCUACCGUCGAACUUCCGGGAGACAGUGCGAAGGAUUGGACGUUGCUUUUAGACCUUUUCUACGAUCCCUACAAAUAUGGAGAAAAUAUGCCUCUAGCCAUGAUACAAACAAUGCUCAGGCUUGCGCAGAAAUACGACAUGGCCGGAGUUCGCAAACACGCUGUCGCUCUCAUUCAUCUCGAGUUUCCAAGUACUCUCUCAGCCUACGACAAGACGAUUGCCGGUGGCCGUUGGGUGCCGACGCGAUUGGCCCCGCAGGCUGGUUUAGAGCUUGAGCUGCUGAUCGAGGUCGACACAUACGAAAUCAGAACCAGUUUUCCUGCGUUAGCGUUGCAAUGCCUUAAAGUCAACCCACUUGUGCUGCGCCGCAAGGAUGGGUCGCGUAUCGUUGCCAGUUCCCGGCUGCGGAUCAAGCUUGCUGUUGCAGCGCAGAAGAUUGCGAGCCACCAACACGACACAUUUGGCUGGCUGAAAUUUGACGACGACAGUGUCAUACCUGACGCUGACUGUACAGACGAGAAUUGCGAAACUAUGCGGCCACAAAUGCAUCUGGAGCUCAUUCAAGGAUGGGCGGAGCAGCAUUAUCCGCUGCUGGCACUGUGGGACAACGGCCUUUUAGGAGCGACUUCGCUUGCUUUACAUCCGCCGAUGACCCAAAUCUACACAUCCCCGCUUCCAGACGUCCCCAUCUGCGAAACAUCCAUUUUCACCCACCUUUUUGCCUCGCAAACCCCAUCCAAGGCCGACAUCGGUGGCUUCCCCGCUUCAGCGCCGGCCUAUAUCGAUGCAGUGUCUGGGACAUCGCUCAGUCGAGCCCAGCUCCGUGACCUGGCUCUGCGGUUCGCGUUUGGACUGCGCAACCAUGCGAAUACCGCCAACUCCGCGAAAAGGGGAGAGGUGGUGUUGUUCCACGCGCCAAAUGCACUCGCCUGGCCGGUAGCACUGUGUGGAAGUAUCGCAGCUGGUCUCCGUUGCACACUCGCCAACAGCGCAUAUACUGCUCGCGAACUCGCCCACCAGUACCAGGAUAGCGGGGCAAAAUUGCUUAUAACGACAGUCGAAGGUAUUCCUGUUGUUCGGGCCAUGUUCGCUGAGCUCGGAAUGGACGAAAAAGAUGCAAUGAGGCGUGUGAUCGUUUUCGGAUUGCGAGAGUUGCGUUGGGCCUCUGAACUCGGCUUUACUUUGCGAAACGAUGCAGGUGGAUGGGCUAGGUUCGAGGAACUGCUUGGGAUGGGCAGUUUACAAGUCGGGCAGGAGGAGAAGUUUGAGGGUGGCGAGUCCCAUGAGACAGUCUAUCUGUGCUAUAGCUCUGGGACGACGGGCAAGCCCAAAGGUGUUGAAACAAGCCAUCGCAAUUUGACUGCUGUUCUCGCCAUGAUGCGCCACCUCUUUCCGUCUCUCGCGUCGGGAAACAACACUGUACUCGGAAUCUUGCCAUUCUACCACAUCUAUGGUGCCACACUUCUUUUGAUGAAUCCGUUCUACCUUGGCUGGACCGUCCUUAUCCAAUCGCAAUUUGAACCUGUUCAGUUCUGCCAAGCUAUCGAGAAAUACCGUGUUGCUCUUGCAUUUAUCGUACCGCCGGUCCUGGUCGUACUUGCGAGACAUCCCAUUGUCGACAAACAUGAUCUUUCGAGCCUGGAAUAUCUACUUUCUGCGGCCGCACCGCUCGGAGGGGAACUCGUAAAACAGGUGAAAACUCGUCUAUUGGCGAAACGUAAACCGGGUUCGCGAUGUCUCAUCACUCAAGGUUAUGGCCUCACGGAAACAACUACCGGUGUUUAUUGCCUUACUUUUGCAGACUCGGCUCGUAAAGUGGGGAGUGUUGGUACACUUAUUCCAAACCUCCAAGCACGCAUCGUCGACGAUGAAGAUGGGCUCGUUGACGCCUUACCAGGAGCCCCUGGAGAACUCUGGGUCAAGGGUCCCAACGUGAUGAAGGGUUAUCUUGGAAAUGUCACAGCGACGAAGGAGACGAUAACGCCGGAUGGGUGGUUCAAGACUGGUGAUGUGGUGGUGCAGGACAAAGAUGGCUUUGUCUGGGUGGUGGACCGCCGCAAGGAACUGAUCAAAUAUAAGGGCUUCCAAGUACCCCCCGCCGAGUUGGAGGCACUUCUCUUGACGCACCCAGAUAUCGCAGAUGCAGCGGUCAUCGGUGUCGAAAGCGCCGAACAAGCGACUGAGCUGCCUAGAGCAUAUGUUGUUCACGCUCGGCCUCAGGAGCUACAAAAGCAAGACGAACCAGGGUUUGGGCGUUCCGUUGCCAAAUGGCUCGAAUCCCGUGUCGCGAAGCAUAAGUAUCUUCGUGGAGGGGUGGUAGUUGUGGAUGUAGUUCCAAAGAGCGCGGCUGGCAAGAUAUUGCGACGAGAGCUGCGGGACAGGGCAAAGGCGGAGCUUGCUGUCGGUGGGCGUGCGAAGCUAUGA